AUGUCAUCACCAUCCAAGACGAAAACACCGCCGUUGGUCCAUACCCUGUAUAUUGGUCCUGGUGCACUUCCUCGAGUGCAUGGUAAGUAUCCCUUGGAGGAGCAAAUCGCAGACAUCUUGCAUGUCUGCAAGCGACGAUGGGGUGAUGGAAGCGAGGUACAGCCAAGAUACGUCGAUGGACAGUAUCUUGGUCUACAACUUCGACUGCCAGAAGCGCCAGACCUAGAUGGGGAAACACCUGUAAAGAUAGCUUAUAACGUGCCCUUCCGAAAAAAGCUCUAUGAAAGCAAUGCAGAUUGGACAUCUGAGAUCGGAAAUCUCUCGUCCAGACAAGAACAAGACAUAUACAAGAUAAGGAGUCUUGAAUUGGGAUAUUUACUUGAACUGAAAAACAGAUUUGUCACAAAGUGGCCUGUUCCUCCAGUGUCAAACUAUAUAGCUCCUGAGGACACCUAUAUCAACUUUAGCUUCCUUGAUCCCGAUCGCUGUGUAUAUAUCGACUACCGCUUGGGUUCCUCGUACCGCUUUCGCAUGAAGUCUCAUCUCUCGAAUGUAGUUUGGAUGCUUAUGGAAGGCCCAAUUACACCAACUCGAAUCAAUAGCGACAAGCAGAUACAAGAAUACCAUUUGGUCAUGCAAUUGGCUGUAGCUCCAACCAUAACAUACAUACCAGAACGCAGUGGCCGAUACUCUCGGCACGAGAAACCGAAAAGAUAUGCAGUCCCUCAUCCAGCCAUUCAAGAUGUCUUUAAAGACCGCUUUUGGAAUGGUAUGCCUGAUGCUCUCAAACAGGCCAUCAAGGCUGGCCCACCAUCUGGACAAUACUUGACGUAUCGUAUACAUCUCGUCAUUGAAGAAGAUGACCACAUCGCCUUCAUACGUGACAUGUCAUCACUCUUUGAAGCUGGCUUAUUGCCUAAAGCAAGUCUAGCAGUUAGUCGAGAGUUGUCUCCAUCUACGUACAUGCCCUUGUCAACGUUUGAACAUCUUCCAUACAAGAUCUACUUUCAACUUGAGGCAUUGGCUGCUCAAAAUCAAGCCAUAUUACAUAUGCUAGGCCCAGACGUGAUUCAUAGCAUUACACCACGCCCAAUGCCACCCGAUGUCGGCCCUAAUGCUACUCCUCAGCAACAGGAAGAAUACGCAACUCAUCGAAAUGGUCACCAAGGGGAUGUUGACCUCAUAUCUGGUGCCUUGAAGCGUAUGGCUUCUGGAUACAAGUCUAAAGCCAAAGAGCACUUGUAUAAUUUUGCUGAUGUCUUCAAAGCUGAAAAGAAGAAUGAGCAUCGAAAAAUGUAUGAAGAGCAAAGGAGGAAGCAGGCUGCCCAUGAUGUCAAUUACCGUUGGAUUCACAAGGCAAGUUCAUUCAUAGUAACGUUCAAAUUUAUUAUCGUGACGCCAACUGCUGUACAUUAUAUAGGCCCUCAAUACGAACUCAUCAAUCGAGUCAUUCGUGAUAAUGAGCAGCUACUCAACAACUUUUUACGAGUUCAAUUCUGUGAAGAAGAUCAUGAACGCAUGGCUUCGACUGAUCAUGAUCUACUGUUGAAACGUAUCUCUACGUUUUUGGAUCAUGGGAUUGUUAUUGGUGGUCGUCGUUAUGAGUUCUUGCACUACUCUAGCAGUCAGCAACGUAAUGCUGGCUGUUGGUUUUACUCUGCGCCAGAUAAUGAGAAGACUGUACAAUGGGUUCGUGGCUGGAUGGAAAAUGAAUACCAUACAGAUCCAUUCACAGGCAGAACGUAUUUAUUCUUUGAUGGAAUUGGACGAAUUGGUAGAAAGUUGGGAAUUCGUUUGUGGUCUGGACUGGGAAAGUUUAUGCCACAUAUGGCCACAUUUGGAAUUCCAACUGCCUUCCAAUUGCGAGUCGCUGGUGCUAAAGGAAUGUUGACAGUGGACGAAAGCAUACCCGAAAAUGAACUCCAUUUGAGGAAAAAUAUGAUCAAGUUUGAGAAGGAUUACUAUGUUAUGGAGGUGAUUAGGACAGCUUUCUAUUCACCGUGUUAUCUCAAUCGUCAAUUAAUUCUAUUGUUGACCACAUUGGGUGUGCCAGGAGAAAACAUCAUGACUCUUAUGGAUGAGCAAGUCAGGCGCUUAGACAGCAUCUUUGAGUCCAAGGAAGCAGCAUCAGCAGUCCUCAAAUCCAUGACCGAUGGCUGGGGUAUCUCGACUGAAUUGAUUGCUUUGAUUGAAGCUGGAUUCUGGGAUCGUAAAGAGCCAUUUUUGAUGAAUAUGCUUCGUUUAUAUCGUGCCACUCAGAUGAGAGAAAUCCAAAAGAGAACUCGAAUACAUGUGCCAAAGGCUGUUCACUUGCUUGGUGUAAUGGAUGAGACUGGUCUGCUUCCAGAAGGUCAGAUUAUUGUCAGGAUUGCAGAACCCCCUUCCAAGUCACUCAGGACAAUUGUGGCCCGGGGUCUAAUUACAAGAUCACCAGCAGUACAUCCUGGAGAUGUCCAAAUUGUGCAAGCCACCGCCCAGUUUGACAACAUCUACAAUCUCAAACAUCAUCGAGAUGUAAUUGUCUUUUCACGGCGUGGUGUGCGACCACUACCAAAUCAAUUGUCUGGUGGAGACCUUGAUGGAGAUUCAUUUGUCUUUAUAUGGGAUGAACGAUUGAUUCCCUCUCGUACUGUGCCAGCUAUGGAUUAUGAGCCAGUGACCAAAGAGAGGACUGUCGCGGCAGUCAGUGUCAGAGAUGUGAAGGCUCAUUUCGUAGAUUACAUUGCCAAAAAUACACUAGGCAAGAUCGAUCACGCACAUAUGGCUUGGGCUGAUCGUGAAGAGAAGGGGGCUGAAUGUGAUCAAUGCCUACAACUAGCAGAAUUGCAUUCAACAGCAGUCGACUAUGCCAAGUCAGGCAUCUCGGCGGAUUUCCCAGAACAUUUACAACCACGUACAUAUCCUCAUUGGUUGGAAAAGUCUCCCACACAGACUUUUAUAUCUCGGUCUGUCAUUGGUAAAAUAUACGAUAAAGUCACUAUUGAUGUUGAGCUAGUCACCAAGAUCAAACCAGACCCUAUACUAUUGUUACCUGGUCGAGACAAAUAUCUCAAAGAAACCAUCACCCGUAAAGCCGCAUAUGAUAGAGAAAUAACAGCACUAAUGAAUCAAUAUAGCAUCACCUCCGAACUUGAAUUGAUAUCAUCCUACAUCCUAAUGGUUGGAGAUGGUAAAAAGAAGCCCUUUGAACUAAACGAGGAUAUCAUGCCAGCCAUAACCGCUAUUAAUAAACGAUAUCGAGAGGCCUUCCAUGCCGAAAAGACAUCAAAAGGUGAAUUCGUAUUCUCUGGAUCUACAUACCUCAAACCUGAUGAUGAAACCGUAUCGCAAGAUGUACUGCUACGGGCAUCCUGUUGGUAUGACGUAUCAUAUUCAACCGAGAUCAAUAGCAAGCCCAGUAAAUUCGAGAAGCCUGCUUUUGCACCAAAGGGUGCCGAUGUGCCUGUUGAAGUUGUAUGUUUGGAAGGGAGGAUGAUUUCGUUUUGUUGGGUGGUGUAUGAUUUGUUGGCUAUUAUUUUGAGGCGGCAAAGUAAGGCGGCUGCAGAAGGAGGUGGAAGUGAGAAAGUAGGAGGGAUGGUUGCAGGUAGAUAG
Synchytrium microbalum is the source of this 3591-nucleotide messenger RNA. RefSeq lists its product as uncharacterized. The coding region runs from base 1 to 3591 and encodes 1196 amino acids. The transcript has 10 exons. Lineage: Eukaryota; Fungi; Chytridiomycota; Chytridiomycetes; Synchytriales; Synchytriaceae. Gene Ontology annotation, biological process: siRNA processing. Gene Ontology annotation, cellular component: nuclear RNA-directed RNA polymerase complex. The record is from RefSeq and is a predicted model, not a curated record. Gene Ontology annotation, molecular function: RNA-directed RNA polymerase activity.